UUUCACUAACUGUUGUGUGUCUCAGACCGGAAGUGAAUUUUUCACAAAAAAAUAAGUCUUUAAAUUAAAUAUUUCCCCACAAUGUCACUUGAUAAUGCUAACCCCAUCUUGUAUGAACGAACAAAAGAGCGAGACCUACGCCCUGAAGAUGAGGAUGAUGAUGUUGAGGACGAAUUUGAUGACAGAGAAGUGUUUGAUUUAAUACGGUGUAUCAAUGACCCAGAACAUCCCCUUUCGUUGGAAGAAUUGAACGUUGUUGACUGUGACAAUGUUCAUGUUGAUGAUGCAGGGAACCGAGUUGAGAUUUUGUUCACACCAACCAUUCCUCACUGUAGCAUGGCCACACUGAUAGGGCUUUCCAUACGCGUGAAACUUCUGCGUGCAUUGCCACCAAGGUUUAAGGUGGAUGUGAAGAUCUCACCAGGAACACAUGCCUCUGAAGAUGCAGUGAACAAGCAGCUGGCUGAUAAAGAGCGUGUAGCCGCGGCAUUGGAGAACAGCCACCUGCUGGAUGUGGUGAAUCAGUGCCUCGCUGCUCGCCCAAGUGCCGGAUGAAAUCUCUUGUUUAGUUAGAUCCUCACGUGAGGGCUACAUACAUUGUGUGCUUCUGCUAUGACAUUGAUCAGUGAAUAUAUAAUGGACUGCCAGUUGUUUGAAAUAAGGCCUCAACAAUAAAUAUUGUUUGUUUCCAUUUAUAUCCAAUGUAGGGUAGGUAGAUUGGGGUACUUUUAUUUUAGUAAACUGGUGUCUUAUAUCAUUUUCACACAAAAAACCCAUCGCAGAACAGUCUUGGUACAUUUACUCCUUUUUUCCUGUGCAAGAAAAUACCAAAAAUGAAGUCCAAAAGGAGAGAAAAAAUGUCUGAAGUAGGGUGCAAAAUUACGGUACGUCUGGAAACCUUACAAUCAAUUUAUUUCACUGUUUCACCUAAGCUGAGUGUAAUGCAGACUUAAUAAACCCACUGAAACUUUAUAUAGUGCAUGGGAAACCCUCUAAAACCAAUUAAUUGCAUGGCUCCUAAUGAAUUUCAAAAUCUUAAGAUGUAUGACUAUUAAGUGCAAAUAAUAUUUAGACUAGUUAGAGGGACGAUUUUUCUGCCAUUUUUACACAAGUUGUCUACACCAGUACAGUUACAAGUGAUAACGUAAAUAUGAUUCAUGUUUGAUUUUAAGCAAAAAUCAUAUAAUUUCUUCAUAUUUAUGUUACUUUUAUUCACUUUAAGAUGUCAUUGAAAAUAUGCCAUGUCUCGAAGAAGAUCCAUUUAAAGCUACUAUCUACAAUAGUUGUUAAUUGUUACUGUAGAUUUUGUAUUCUUGUAUUACAUAUAUGUAUACAUACGGUAGUUUAUCAUUGACUGAUGCUUGCAUUGCAGAAAAUGGUUUACUAACACUGGGAUGUUAAAUAUGUAAAAUUAUGUAAUUAUUGAGCCUAAAUAUCUUAGUUUAUACAUGUAGAUUAUAUUGUUGAGAAUUUAAAGUGUGUGAUAAUUGUUUAAUAAAAUUUGAACGAAA
Molecule: messenger RNA, 1511 nt
Organism: Mya arenaria
Lineage: Eukaryota; Metazoa; Mollusca; Bivalvia; Myida; Myidae
Product: MIP18 family protein galla-2-like
Exons: 5
Coding region: 82-555 (157 amino acids)
Biological process (GO): iron-sulfur cluster assembly
Cellular component (GO): cytosolic [4Fe-4S] assembly targeting complex
Source: RefSeq, a predicted model, not a curated record